GGAAACAAUAUAUUGAAGAAAACUGACUCCAUACCUGCUAUCACAACCGUCUUCCUUGGCCACCCCACUACAGACCACCGUCUGCAAAAUUCCCAGCACUGCCGCAAGCCCGCGAAAGUGAUCUUCUUCAAAUUCGAGAAGGUCAACAUCCAAGAAUCCAACCAAGUUUUGAAGGAGGAGAGAAGCAAAGGCCUUCCUUAGUUGUGCCUUCGAGAUAUCAAAGAGCACAUUUCAAGCUCUCCAGUAGGUUUCUGAUGUAUUAUGAAGGGUUUAUCUCCGCUUCUUGACAUGACAAUAUACGUACAUGGAGACUUGUGUUAUAGAAUGGUAGAUUCAACUUGCUGGAUUCUCCCUUGCAAGUGCACCGUCCAAUUAAAAGGUUCACCUACCAAAAGGAGUAGCGCCAUUUAUACAAAUUUCUGAAAAUGAUUUUUUAGGCCUAAAACGACAUAAACUGAAAGAAGAUGAUAUUGCCAUUUGCGAGUGCAUGUAUGAUGGAAUCAAUCCUGAAAGUGCAUGUGGAGAAACGUGUUUAAAUGUACUAACCAGCAUAGAGUGCACAGCUGGGUACUGCCCUUGCGGGGAACAUUGCAGGAAUCAGAAAUUUCAGAAAUGUGAAUAUGCAAGAACUAAGUUGUUUAAAACUGAAGGGCAUGGUUGGGGGCUUCUAGCUGAUGAGAUUAUAAAGGCUGGACAGUUCAUCAUUGAGUAUUGUGGAGAAAUAAUCUCAUUAGAAGAAGCUAAGCAAAGGUCCCAAAAUUAUGAAGCUCAAGGUAUUAAAGAUGCAUACAUAAUUUCUCAAAGUGCAAGUUGUUUAAUUGACGCUACGAAGAAAGGAAGCCUAGCAAGAUUUAUAAAUCAUUCAUGUCAACCAAAUUGUGAGACCAGAAAGUGGGUUGUGCUGGGGGAAACAAGGGUUGGGAUAUUCGCAAAAAAAGAUAUUUCUGUGGGAACUGAACUUUCAUAUGACUAUAAUUAUGAAUGGUAUGGUGGAGCCACUGUUCGCUGUCUGUGUGGGGCUGCUAACUGUUCUUUAUUUCUCGGUGCAAAGUCCCGUCAUUUCCAGGAGUAUAGCCAUGUAUGGGAAGAUGGUGAUGACAGAUAUAUGGCUGAAAAUAUUCCACUCUAUGGCUCUGAUGAGGAUGAUCAUUCAAUGAUGAUGGGUGGUACGGAGGGAUCUGAAAACAAAUUGGAGAUUGGUAGUAGUAAGAGAUCGAGUUCUGUACUUCCUGUGGCAGCAAAUUCAGUGGAUGCUAAAAGCUUCGAGGCAGCAAAACAAGUUUUAGAAGACACAGCAAAAGCUUUUUCACUGAAUUUUAACAUUGGCACGGGUUCAACUUCAACGAAAAAAUCACAGCAUACUUCCAAGGGAAAGGCAAAAGUUUCUGGUAGGAAGCAAGUCAGAGACAAAUCUGUUACUAAACUAUUAGUAUCAAAGGAAGCACAGGCCGAAGUAGCCGAAUAUGAGGAAAUAAAAAAUAAAGCCACAGCCGAUCUAAAUUCCUUGUAUGAUGAAAUACGUCCUGCCAUUGAAGAAGGCAAGUGGGACAGUCAGGAAGGUGGAACUACCAGUGUAUCAGAAAAAUGGAUAGAUGCAACCUGCGCAAAGUAUGAAGCAGAUUUUGACUUCCAUUUCUCCAUUAUCAAGAAUUUCUUGUGCCCCAAAAAGCCAGCUGGAGACGAAGCCAGGUCUUCAGCAGGGGGGAUUGCCAGAAGAAAUUGAAAUAAUGCACAAAUUACAGUUUUCAUUUCUGCACUCCAAGAAUGUAGCUUGAAUUUUUAUUUUCUAGUAAGGACGUGGAAAAUUCUAUCUUUGAGACUUGAGACGGUUAAAUGCAAUUGUUGAACUCAUCCUGUAUUGGUUUAUUGCCUGUUUAAUGGUGUUGGGAUUAACCUUUUCCUUCCCUUCGCUUUUCUGUUUUACUUUUCGUUUCUUUUUAUUUGAAUCAAGGAGUGUAAUGAUAUUUUUCUUAUAAUAUUUGACUGUGUAAUGGUCAAAAAAGAGUUUCCGCUUA
Molecule: messenger RNA, 2015 nt
Organism: Olea europaea var. sylvestris
Lineage: Eukaryota; Viridiplantae; Streptophyta; Magnoliopsida; Lamiales; Oleaceae
Product: histone-lysine N-methyltransferase ASHH1-like
Exons: 12
Coding region: 488-1723 (411 amino acids)
Biological process (GO): regulation of DNA-templated transcription
Cellular component (GO): nucleus; chromatin
Molecular function (GO): protein binding; histone H3K36 methyltransferase activity
Source: RefSeq, a predicted model, not a curated record